Molecule: messenger RNA, 1860 nt
Organism: Trematosphaeria pertusa
Lineage: Eukaryota; Fungi; Ascomycota; Dothideomycetes; Pleosporales; Trematosphaeriaceae
Product: major facilitator superfamily transporter
Exons: 1
Coding region: 1-1860 (619 amino acids)
Biological process (GO): transmembrane transport
Molecular function (GO): transmembrane transporter activity
Source: RefSeq, a predicted model, not a curated record
AUGUCCCAACUACAGCGUGACGAGCCUCCCUCAUACGAGCAGCAUCCGCCUCCUCAGUCCCCAGGAGAUGGUGGACCACCAGGUUCGUCAGAACCGACAUCCUAUCCUUCCGCAGCGAAAACUGCCGUCAUCAUGUUCUCGCUUUAUAUCUCAAUCUUUCUCGUCGCGCUCGACCGCACCAUCAUCGGACCCGCUAUCCCGGAAAUAACGAAUAAAUUCCACUCUUUGGAUGAUGUAGGAUGGUACGGAUCGGCAUACAUGCUUACCUCUUGCGGCUUUAUCUUGCUGUAUGGUCGUGUGUAUACCUUCUUUCCCACCAAGACUGUCUUCCUCUCCGGCAUUUUCAUGUUUGAAGCCGGAAGUGCAGUAUGCGGGGCCGCGACCUCCUCCCUCAUGUUGAUCAUCGGUCGAGCCAUUGCGGGCUUCGGAAGCAGUGGCAUAUUCACGGGUGCGAUCCUGAUCAUGCUCAACACCGUCCCACUCCACAAGCGUCCAAUGCUGCAAGGUCUUUUUGGUGCAUGCUUUGGCGUCGCAUCAGUGACCGGUCCGCUGCUUGGAGGCGCGUUUACCGGUUCGGCCGCAACCUGGCGCUGGUGCUUCUACAUCAACCUGCCACUAGGAGGAAUUACGAUUUUGGUAGUCGUCCUGCUGCUGCACUUGGAGGAGCACAAGCCCCGAAUGGAGACGUGGAUGGAGACCAUCAAACAUCUCGAUCCGGUUGGCACCGUACUCUUCCUUCCUGCGAUUACGUGCCUGCUCCUUGCACUGGAAUGGGGCGCCGCGGAAUAUCCGUGGAGCGACCCUCGAAUCAUCGCGCUUCUGACGGCAUUUGCGGUGCUCUUCAUGGCUUUCAUAGCGUGGCAGUAUUUCACGCGAAAAACGACAGCGACAGUCCCAGCACGAAUUCUCUUCCAACGGAGUGUCGCAUUCGGAGGCUUGUCUCAAUUCUGCGUCGGUGCGACGAUGCUGACGGUGUCGAUGUACGUCCCUCUGUGGUUCCAAGCCAUCAAGGAAGUCAGCGCCAUGAAGAGCGGUAUCGACAUGAUUCCGCUCGUCCUAUCCGUCGUCGUGGGCUCAAUCUCAUCUGGCGCGCUCGUGCAGCGCGUAGGUUACUACACGCCGUUUAUGAUAGUCGGGUCCUGUCUUAUGGCUGUCGGUGCCGGACUGAUUACCACGUGGAACAUGGGAACCAAGAGCGGCGAGUGGAUCGGAUUCCAAGUCAUCCUCGGUCUCGGUGUAGGCUGGACGAUGCAGCACCCUAAUCUUGCAGUCCAGAUCGUGCUGGCAAAGCAGGACGUUCCAACCGGCACCGCACUGCUCUCGCUCUGCCAAACACUAGGCGGAGCGGUGUUUGUCGCAGUCGGACAGAACGUCUUCAUCGACAAGUUCACCAGCGGCCUCGAGCAAAUCCACGGCAUCAAUCCGGAGAAGUUGGCUAGCGCGGGCGCAACACAGUUGAAGAAUCUGGUUCCCGCGCAGUUCCAGCACCGAGUCCUCGAAGCCUACAACAACAGCCUUACUCAGGGCGUCUUUUUCGCAGCCAUGAUAGUCGCCUGUUUAGCACUACCUGGUGCUUUAGGUAUGGAGUGGCGCAGCGUGAAGGAGAAUCAGCAGCCACCUCAGAGGCGCGUGGCGGAGGAUGAUGUAGAAAAAUUGGGGCCGGAAGCUAUCAGGCAACCACUGCGACCUGAUGCUGACAGGAAGGAGGAGCCGGAGAGGUCAGACACUCCCGAGCUCGAGUCCCUGGCUCCGCCCGUUCCUGCGUGGAGAAAGAUCUAUCGAUCCAGCGGGCAGUUUUCGCAAUGGAUGACUGCGAGGGUGAACCCGGACCUGAGGGACGAGUUAGACAGGGCGAGAUGA